Marmota flaviventris (yellow-bellied marmot) is the source of this 2064-nucleotide messenger RNA. RefSeq names its product NHERF family PDZ scaffold protein 2 (gene Nherf2). NCBI's taxonomy places the organism in Eukaryota, Metazoa, Chordata, Mammalia, Rodentia, Sciuridae. Gene Ontology annotation, biological process: protein localization to plasma membrane. Gene Ontology annotation, cellular component: apical plasma membrane. Gene Ontology annotation, molecular function: protein-membrane adaptor activity; signaling receptor binding. The record is from RefSeq and is a predicted model, not a curated record.
CGAGGUGACCAGAGCAAAGCGGGAGCCGCUGAGGCUGCCUCGGGUCCCCAGCGCCCCCGCCCGCGCCUCCGCGCCCCCGCCCGCCUGCCUGCCGGCUGCGGGCGACUGGCGGUGAGCGCUGUGGCCAGCCGGGGAGGGCCGGGGGGCAGCGGGCGCCAUGGCCGCGCCGGAGUCGCUGCGGCCCCGCUUAUGCCGCCUGGUGCGCGGCGAGCACGGCUACGGCUUCCACCUGCACGGCGAGAAGGGCCGCCGCGGGCAGUUUAUCCGGCGCGUGGAGCCGGGCUCCCCCGCGGAGGCGGCCGCGCUGCGCGCUGGGGACCGCCUGGUCGAGGUCAACGGCGUCAACGUGGAGGGCGAGACGCACCACCAGGUGGUACAGAGGAUCAAGGCUGUGGAAGGGCAGACACGGCUGCUGGUGGUGGACAAGGAGACGGAUGAAGAGCUCCGCCGGAGGCAGCUGACCUGCACUGAGGAGAUGGCCCAGCAAGGCCUUCCACCUGCCUGUGACCCCUGGGAGCUGAAGUCCGACUGGACACGAGCAGGCAGCCUCAGCUCUGAUGCUGGCCAAAAGGAUAUCAAUGGGGCCCCCAGAGAGCUGCGCCCUCGGCUCUGCCACCUGCGAAAGGGACCCCAGGGCUAUGGGUUUAACCUGCACAGUGACAAGUCCCGGCCUGGUCAAUACAUUCGCUCUGUGGACCCAGGCUCACCUGCUGCCCACUCUGGCCUCCAUGCCCAGGACCGGCUCAUUGAGGUGAACGGGCAAAAUGUGGAAGGGCUGCGCCAUGCUGAGGUUGUUGCCCGCAUCAAGGCACGGGAGGAUGAGGCCCGGCUACUGGUGGUGGACCCUGAGACGGAUGAACACUUCAAGCGUCUGCGGGUCACACCCACUGAGGAGCAUGUGGAAGGUCCACUGCCAUCACCAGUCACCAACGGGACCAGCCCUGCCCAGGACGGCAGUGCCUGGAAGCGGGACCCCUUCCAAGAGAGUGGCCUCCACCUGAGCCCUACAGCAGCUGAAGCCAAGGAGAAGGCUCGAGCCACACGUGUCAACAAGCGGGCACCACAAAUGGACUGGAACCGGAAACGUGAGAUCUUCAGCAACUUCUGAGCCCCCUCCUGCCUAUUUGGCCCCUGGGCCUCAGGCCCCAUCCAGAGCUCCCCAGGCCUCAGUGGACUGGAGGGUGGUCUCACCACCUCCAGAAACCAACCUGUGCCCCAGUGAGUCCCUUCCUGCCCACUCCCCACCAGGUGCUGGGUCCUGCUGCAGCAAUAUGGGGGAAAGACAGACAGUGAGAGAGAGAGGGCAGAGUGUUCGUGGCUGAGGGCCUUUGCUGUCCUGCCGCGGGGCCUGCUGACUGGAAGGAAUUCAUGUUUUUGCUUUUUUUCCAAAAAGAUUUCCAGCUCCACACAUGUUUCCACUUAAUUCCAGAGUCCCCUUCCCCCGCCCCCCUUGGGACUCACUCUCUAAAUAAUUGCAAUAAAACAAACCUUUCUCUGCAAAACAUUUCCUCCCCACCCCCUCAGCAGCACCAUCCUGCGUGGGAGCCCAGGGACUUCUAGGGGACAGAGAGUCAGGGGCUUCCAGGCUGUGCUUAUGCUGGUUUUGGGGAAAGACUGGGGAGCAGGAUGUGCCUAUAGGCGCUGCCUGUUCUGCCUCAACCCUACCCUCCCUUGAGUGGGGUAAGUCAAUAGGCCAGGCCCCCCACCCAGCCAUCCCUGCAUUGUCCCAUCCCACCAGGAGUGUGGAGUGCAGGGCCUGGGCUAAGGGGCCCGAGGAUAGAGGCCCCAUGCCCCCAGGAGGGUGGCAGGGUGGCCUCUGGACAGGUCCCUCUUCCUGUACCACAACUCCCAGGCCUGGGGAAUUAUGGGCACGCAAGAGCUGCUCCUAGGAAGGACCCUGGGCUUCUGGGCUGGGCCCCAACCUGGUGCCCACUCCCAGGGACAUCCUGUCCACUCUGCCCUUUCCUUGGUGCCCUGGACCCCUGAACCAACUGACCAGCCCCGCUCUUUGCCUUGUAAGCCAUAGCGCACGUGCGCCCUCAGAAUAAACAGGACUUGCCUCGA